CAAUGAACAUUGCAUCCAACUCUGACUUCUUUUGAGCUUGUGUAUUGUACCGUGCUUUUCUCAAAGGAUUUUGCUGUAUCACUCAGACAUGUUGUCAGUGUGCUAGAUCCUCAAAAGGAGGAGAUGCAAAGUGUUGAGUUGAUUUGAGGUUAAUGAGUGAACAGAUGUAAACAGAACAGGACAGUUAGUAACAGGAAGUUGGUGUACCACAGGAAGUAGAUAAUGUGUCAGAUCCACCUGUCUACUUUCACACAGCUCUAAAAACCUGGAAAUGACCUGGUUGUUUUGAACUGACAUAGCAGUUGGCUAUGUUACAUGCCUGGGCUAUUAAAAAGAAAGCUCUAUGUCUUUAUUUCAUUCCUAAAGUUUUACAGACUUAUUUAUUGAACCAUUAUGUUCUACCAGACCUCCAUUCAGCUCCAUCCACCACUGACACCAUCCUGCAGGGUCCCAGCACUGCUCUUACAAAUAAUAUCUACGCUGCUGUUAUUAAGGUGUUCAAGGGAGAGGAACUACAGCCGAAUGAACUGUACCGCUUGAAUGAAAAUACUAGGUGGCUUCUAAGGACAGAUAUGGGGUUCUUUAUCAAAGAAUAUUUUCAGAAACAGAUUUUGACCAAAGGUCUAUCAAUCAUUUUGGAUGAGAUUCAGAAGCAUGAAGGAGAGAGACAGCUGUUUGUUUUGGCCCAGGUGUGGGAUAGGUUUUUCACUGAGAUUCUGCCAACGCUGCAGGCUAUUUUAUAUCCUCUGCAGGGGCAGGAGUUGACGGUGAGACAGAUGGCUCUUCUCGGUUUCAGGGAUCUGGUCCUAUUGAAGCUCUCUUUGGGUGACCUGCUGUGCAAGAAUCUGUCUCUCAUCCCAGCAUCCAUCACACAAAUGCUACUUGUGCUACAGGGAAUUCAGGAAUCCAGAGGCCCAUCAAAGCAAUAUUGCCAACUUGAGAGUCUGGUGGCGCUAGUGGUCAGACCCUACUUAUGGAACUGCAGACACACAACCUGCACUGAACAAAGCACCACAAGAGCACAAGUGAGUCAUCCUGAGAUAAGGAUUACUCAUCACAUCUCUGAAGGCUCUCUGCUGUCCCCUGUAGUAGAACAGGAAGGGGAGAUGUACCUUGAGCGAGUGGGAAACCUACGACGCCACAGUGUGACGAAUGCUCAUUCUGACAUUCAGCUGCUCACUGUUACCAGUAGAGUUUACACUGGGCAGGACGACAGCUGCCAAACCAUGGAAAGAAAGACAGAAACUAUCUGACAUUCAAUAAUUUAUAAAGACAAACAUCAACACAUCUGAGCACUGUAUAUUGUGACGUAAAAAACAUGAUAUGAAAAAAUGGUUGUCAGAAUUCCAGUGUCAAUACAAUUAUCAGAUUAACUUGCAUAUAUUAGUCCAUCUGAUUAAAGAAAAGGUAUUCAUACUUUGUCAAAGUUUUUCAAUGAGGCACGUUGAACAUUCACACACUAUUGAGCAGUUAGGUGACUUGGGUAAAA
Carassius carassius (crucian carp) is the source of this 1489-nucleotide messenger RNA. RefSeq names its product proline-rich protein 5-like. NCBI's taxonomy places the organism in Eukaryota, Metazoa, Chordata, Actinopteri, Cypriniformes, Cyprinidae. The transcript is spliced from 8 exons. The record is from RefSeq and is a predicted model, not a curated record. Gene Ontology annotation, biological process: TORC2 signaling. Gene Ontology annotation, cellular component: TORC2 complex. The coding region runs from base 309 to 1253 and encodes 314 amino acids.